UGUUCAAGUCCAUUGAUUGCAGCUCUAGAGUGUCGUGUCAGACGCACAAGUUUGGGAAUUUUUAAAAAGACGAUUGUGAGUGUUAUUUGGAUAUUCUGAAGAAAGAUGUCGAGCGGACAAAAAUACGAAGUGGAUCCCAAGAACGCUGGAUAUGUACAAAAUGAACAGCCACAAAACCCAUACAAUGCGGGGUACAACCAACCCCCCGCGUAUGGACAACAGCAACCUGCGGGUUAUGGAUUCCCGAUGACGACAAACUCCUCUACAAAUGUUGUUGUCACCAAUGCCCCUGCACCCAUCGUGGUUGCUGCACCAAGAGGAAACGACUGGCUGGUGCCCGCCAUUCUCUCCUGCUUCUUCUGUUUCUGGCCUACUGGGAUCUGCGCUAUUGUGGCGGCUGUCAAUGCAAGGGCCCGUUUCGAUGUCGGUGACUACGAAGGUGGGCGAUCCAGUGCCAGCUGGGCUAAAGGGUUGACCUUGACCUCGCUUGGAGUCGGCAUCCUCUCUGUUAUCAUCAUUAUAAUCCUCUACGUGGUUGUGUUGAAAGAAGCCGAAAAUGAAUUACACGGCUUUACAACACAGAAACCGUGGAACUGGAACUAACAACAAAAAACAUCAACAAUAACAACAAAAACCGUUGCCAAGGAAUUUAUCCUGAUUGUUUUAUUGGAUUAUUACUUGUACGAAUAUAUCAAAUACGUAGUUCUGUACUGAGUAUAUGCACUUUAAUUCAUUUGUCCCAAAAUGUAAAAGUUAAUUGUAAAUAGUGUAAACCUUUCAUAGACAAAUCAAUGUUCGUUGUUUCUUUUCGUUUGUAGAUAUAUGUUAGUUUGCGUUGUGUCUUUAAUCAGUCAUGUGUUUGUUUGCACAGGAAUGGUUUCAUCUUGUCCCAGAAACAUUUUAUCUUGAUCACUGCAUUUUUUUUAAAAUUUCAAAUUCAUCGUAAUAGUCUCAAAAUCACUAACAAUUUUUUUUUCUUUUCGUUCAUUACUAAAAUUUUUGUACUAAAUAUAAAUAAAGGUUUUAAACCAU
This is a messenger RNA of Saccostrea echinata, 1032 nucleotides long. Its product is annotated as proline-rich transmembrane protein 1-like. Bases 106 to 603 code for a protein of 165 amino acids. The record is from RefSeq and is a predicted model, not a curated record. Lineage: Eukaryota; Metazoa; Mollusca; Bivalvia; Ostreida; Ostreidae. Gene Ontology annotation, cellular component: membrane. The transcript has 5 exons.